Messenger RNA from Cooperia oncophora, 750 nucleotides. The record is from the annotation of a GenBank genome assembly. NCBI's taxonomy places the organism in Eukaryota, Metazoa, Nematoda, Chromadorea, Rhabditida, Trichostrongylidae.
AUGAAACGAAAGCUGUCGUCGUCUGAUGCUGCUGACAACCUCAUCUGGCAGGUCGACGAACACCCGCCAGCCGACGAGGCACAGAUCGCCGAGCAUCGCGGUCCAUGCGCCAUCGACUACGACUCGAUGUUGAUGUUAGCCAAUGUGCCACCGCUUACCGAUGAAAUGCGGUUCCGAUGUCCUGCACUGCCGUUGCGAACACGAUCCACUCCCGAAUUCACUCUUGUUUUAGAUUUGGAUGAAACCCUUGUUCACUGCAGUCUGAGUCCACUGGUCGACGCUUCUAUGGUGUUUCCUGUCAACUUUCAAAACAACACUUAUGAGGUUUAUGUGCGUUUGCGACCGCAUUUGCACACGUUUCUGGAGAGGUUAUCGGCCAACUAUGAAAUAAUACUUUUCACGGCAAGCAAAAGGAUUUAUGCCGACAAAUUGUUGAAUUUGCUUGACCCUCAAAAACGAUUGGUGAGACAUCGACUGUUUCGAGAGCACUGUGUUUGCGUUUAUGGCAAUUAUAUCAAAGACCUUUCCAUUCUUGGACGAGAUCUUUCUCGAACUGUGAUCAUUGACAACGCUCCACAGUCGUUCGCCUAUCAAAUCGACAAUGGAAUCCCCAUAGAGAGCUGGUUCCACGAGAAGGAUGACACGGAACUUUUGAAGCUACUGCCUUUCCUGGAAAGCCUUCCUAAAGAGGUUACAUUUCAAAUAUUCAACGGAAGCAGCUUUAUUUUCAGUAAUGAGCAUGUGCCUUAA